Toxorhynchites rutilus septentrionalis is the source of this 2425-nucleotide messenger RNA. It is a transcript of the gene Nsun5, whose product is annotated as 28S rRNA (cytosine-C(5))-methyltransferase. Gene Ontology annotation, biological process: rRNA base methylation. Bases 218 to 2422 code for a protein of 734 amino acids. Gene Ontology annotation, cellular component: nucleolus. Lineage: Eukaryota; Metazoa; Arthropoda; Insecta; Diptera; Culicidae. The record is from RefSeq and is a predicted model, not a curated record. Gene Ontology annotation, molecular function: methyltransferase activity. The transcript is spliced from 4 exons.
AGUUCAAUGUUUGAAUUUCAGCGCUGUUUCGCACGGAAUGGAGUUGAUUUUGCAUGUUUUAUGAAACUACUGCACAAAUUUAUGGUUAUCCGGUAAAUAGUUGUUUUUGGUGUAAAGAAAUCUUAUCAACGUUUAGGAAAUAAGGUGCGCAUAUUACUUGGUACCCAAGACGUUUUGGUUAAUAAAAAUUCCACCGAAAUAUUUUAACAGUACCACGAUGGUGGAGUCAGAAAUGACGGCUGAAGAUUCUGCACAGCAGCCGCAACGUCGGCAUAAAAUUCCCGUCCCCACAAACUACCGCGUCGCUUCCAAAAUUCUCCGCCAAGUGGUGGAGGAGAAACGCAAUGUUAAAUCUUUGAUUCUGGCGGAGAAGCACCUACGAAAGGGCAAAGGCCUCGCAAUGAUGGAUCUGAUUCUCGUGAAUCUGAAGCAAAUUGAAGACAUAUUGGCACGAACCGAAAUUUUGGUCAAGGAACCAAAGCUCAAUCCGUGGUUGGCUAAAGUUUUAGUGGCGGAGUUGAUCUUUGGGCGGGGUGAAUUAAAUGGGGACUCCGUUCCGGUCGAAUGUGUGAGGCGUUAUCACAGUGCGCUACAGGAAGCGCUAAGCAAUUCGGAUGUGGCACCGCCCAAGUUGUCCGAUUUUAAAGAGCCCCGUUAUGUCCGUAUCAACACUAACGCAAUUGCCCAGCCGGGUGCUCUCCGGUUGCUGCAAGAGGAGGGAUGGAUCCUGAUCGACGAGGAAUUCGUCAGCUAUGCGGAUUAUUUGGAGCGCGUGAAGAGUUUGGGCGAUUCGGAAUUUCUCGUUGAUUUUCAUUUUAAGGAAGUGCUUGUGUUUCCAAACAGCGCCAAGAACUACUGGGCACGAGCGACGGAGUUGAAACAGAAAUUCGUGCUUCAAAAUAAGGCAUGCCUUCUGCCGACGCGCCUCCUCAAUCCACCGAAAAAGUGCGUCGUGCUGGACAUGUGUGCCGCCCCGGGGCUGAAGACGACCCAUCUGGCCAACCUGAUGAAGAACAAGGGUCGCAUCUAUGCGGUUGAACGAGAUGCCACCCGGUACAAGCUGCUGUGCGAAUAUGCGGCCGAUUUUGGUGUCAUCAAAACGCUCAACGAGGACUGUCUGCUGGUGGGCGACGAGCAGGCACCCGGUGUGGAGUACAUUCUGAUCGAUCCGAGCUGCUCCGGUUCGGGUAUGGUGAGUCGGUUGAAGCUCAACGAGGAAACGGACAAGCAGCGGCUGUACAAGCUCGGAGGGCUGCAGUACAAGUUGCUGUGCCACGCUAUGAAUGCUUUCCCGGCUGCCAAGCGGAUUGUCUAUUCCACCUGCUCGAUCUAUCCGGAGGAAAACGAAGAGAUUGUGCAGGGCGCGCUGAAACACAACGGACACUUCAAGCUGGUGGAUGCGAAAGCGCUACUCGGGAUGGAAUGGCUGAAUUUUGGUUCCGCUGAUUACGCCGGAAUCGGGGAGAAAUGUUUGUAUUCGCGGCCGGAAAGUGAUCUGACCAUCGGGAUGUUUGUGGCCGUGUUUGAACGGUGCGAAGGGGAGGAAGAGUAUAACGAAGUGUAUAUGGCACACGAGAAGCAGAAGGAAAGCUACGACAAGCUUUCGAGAAUUGGCCAAGCGGGAUUUGGUAAGGGUAGAGGGAAAGAUAAGAAAAAGCGGGAAGUGAAGCAAUUAAAGGAAAGUGGACAGGACAUCAAAGAUUACCAAGAGACAGAACUGGAUGUUGACGAAAAUGAACACAAAUCAGAAAAACAUGAAGCGGAAAUGGAACUCACUCAAAACAAUACGAAGAAAAAGAAGAAGAAACAUAAGAACCUCGAAGUGAGUGCUGAUGUCGAAGAAUGUGAAGCGAAGCUUCCGAGUGAUCGGAAAGAGAAAAGAAUGAAGAGUCAGCAGGAACAGGAUAUGGAAGAAAACGGACAUAAUAUCGAAACAAAAUUCGAUGAAAUGCAAUCGGUCGACGAUUUCGAUAUUCCGAAGAAGAAGAAGAAGAAGAAUAAAAAGAAUGAAGAGUGUGAACAGGAACAAAUCAAACUCGAAACAUCGGGAACUGAAAGCAUUGGAAAUGAUGCGGAGAAAACGAAAAGUAAGGAAAAGAACUUCCAAGCGAACACAGCUCAUGAAACAUGUGAAGCAACAGAAAAUUCGCAGCCAUUAGAAAGUGACCAAGCUUCCCCCAAGAAGAAAAAGAAAAGAAAACAUGACAACGAAAUAUCGGCGAUCGAGACAGGAAGUGAAAUUCCCGAAAAUAGCCUUGAAGAUGGGAACAUUUCUAAGAAAAAGAAAAAGAAGAAGAGUGGUGAAUCUGUCGUAGACAUUGAGAUGGUAGAACAGACAGAUAGUUUGGCAAUUUCUGUGUUACCAAACAAGUCGAAGAAGAAGAAAAAGAGAAAUAAGGACGUUGAUACCGAUAAUGUUUAACAG